CUACGGGCUGUGAGCCGAAUGUCUAGCAAACAAGUUAUGUUUGCCAAAUCACCAAAGAUCCUAUGCCUUCAUUUAUCCCGAUCUACGUUCCAUCCAUCUGGCGCUGUGUUCAAGAACAGCUGUCGAAUCAUGUUUCCGGAAUUCCUCGACUUGGCACCCUAUAGCACCAAUGGUACUCUCAACACACAGCCACAUGAGCCUAUUUCGGCAGCAGCAGGAACAACGCCACCCUCAGAAGACGAAGAGCAAGAAGAACGAGGAGGCGGUAUGGAAUGCCGGUACAAGUUGAUGGGUACUAUUGUACAUUACGGCAGUCACGAUUUCGGUCAUUUUAUUGCAUACAAACGGCGUCUUGUUGCAGAAACGUGUCAUUGUCGUCAAUGCAAUGAUAGGAACAAUACACUUCAUGGCGACGAGAAUACGUGGUACAGAAUUUCGGACGAACAAGUCGACGUAUGCAGCAUAGAAGAAGUCCUGCAGAGCAAUCCUUAUAUGCUACUGUACGAAUAUGUC
Molecule: messenger RNA, 513 nt
Organism: Zychaea mexicana
Lineage: Eukaryota; Fungi; Mucoromycota; Mucoromycetes; Mucorales; Lichtheimiaceae
Exons: 1
Biological process (GO): protein deubiquitination
Cellular component (GO): nucleus; cytosol
Molecular function (GO): cysteine-type deubiquitinase activity; cysteine-type endopeptidase activity
Source: RefSeq, a predicted model, not a curated record